AUGGAGGCCCUGGAAGAGGUCGAGCUCUGCUUUCCCCACAUCAACACCUCCUGCAGGAGGACGACCCUCCCUCACUCAGAGCUCAUUUACAGUGGGCUCUCCUGCGUCACUCUGCUCACCGUGGUUCUCAACCUGCUCGUCAUCAUCUCCAUCUCCCACUUCAGGCAGCUCCACACCACCACCAACCUCCUCCUCCUCUCUCUGGCGGUGGCAGACUUUGGUGUUGGCGUCCUGCAGAUGCCGGUUCUCCUUCUGCACAACCAAGGCUGCUGGUACUUGGGCGACCGCAUGUGUGUCGUGCAUUACUUUUUAGGUUUCCUCGUCAUCAGCGUGUCCGUAGRAAGCAUGGUGCUCAUAUCGGUCGACCGCUACAUAGCCAUUUGCGACCCCAUGUUUUACACCACCAGAGUUACCCUGAAGAGGGUGAAACUCUCCGUGUGUCUGUGCUGGAUCUUUUCUGUCAUUCACAGCAGCUGGAUUCUGAGGGAUUUCUUAAAAGAGCCAAACAGGUUUAACUCCUGUUAUGGAAACUGUGUAAUUGUCAUCAGUUUUGCCGAAGGACUCGUGGAUCUUGUCGUGACCUUGUUAGGCCCCAUUCUAGUGAUUGCAGUUUUGUACUUGAGAGUGUUUGUGGUGGUGGUGUCUCAGGCUCGAGCCAUGCGCGGUCACGUCGCAGCUGUAGAACGUUCAGAGUCUGUGAAAGCUACGAAGUCUGAGCUGAAAGCCGCCAGGACUCUGGGUAUUGUAAUUGUUGUGUUUCUACUCUGCUCCUGUCCGUAUUAUUGUUUCGCUGUUGCGGCUGAGAGUAACCUCGUCGGGGCGUCAUAUGCAGCUCUUCAGAUUUGGUUGUUGUAUUUUAAUUCCUGUUUAAACCCUGUGAUCUAUGUUUUCUUCUACCCUUGGUUCAGAAAAGCCAUCAAACACAUUGUUACACUGAAGAUUCUGCAGACUGGGUCCAGAGAGGGCAAAGUGCUGUAG
This is a messenger RNA of Paralichthys olivaceus (Japanese flounder), 978 nucleotides long. Its product is annotated as trace amine-associated receptor 9-like. Gene Ontology annotation, molecular function: trace-amine receptor activity. Gene Ontology annotation, cellular component: membrane. Lineage: Eukaryota; Metazoa; Chordata; Actinopteri; Pleuronectiformes; Paralichthyidae. The record is from RefSeq and is a predicted model, not a curated record. Gene Ontology annotation, biological process: G protein-coupled receptor signaling pathway.